CACUAUCGGAGGAUCCUAAACUUGUUUAUAAAAGAUCUGAUGAGUCGGUUUCUAAUAAAAAACAGGUACUCUUUACAUCGUACCACCCAUCUCUUUUGUUCUCUAACUCGUCUCUCUCUAUCAGUUCAUCAUCACACUUUCUAGAGACUUCUUCUUUUCUAUCUUUUCUUGAAUAUGAUGGCACUGUCCCUUCUCUCAUACGAUGUCUCCGAUCUCUGUCUAGGCAAGCCUCCUCUCCGUUGUCUCUCCGCCUCUUCCUCCUCCGUAUCCGACGCCAUCGCUGCCCUAAAAUUCUCUGAAGACACUUUCCUAUCAGUCUGGAACUGCAAUCACGACGAUAACGAUGUCACUGAGUGCGAGUGCUUGGGGAAAAUAUCAAUGGCUGACGUCAUCUGCCAUUUGUCCAAAGACCAUGACUACACUCUCGCUGCCUUAAACGCACCCGUCUCUGUUCUUCUCCCCAAAACUCGUUCUCUCGUCCUCCAUGUUCAACCCUCCUGCAGCUUAGUUGAAGCCAUUGAUCUGAUCAUCCAAGGAGCACAGAAUCUGAUUGUCCCAAUUCAGACAAAACCCUUCACUAAGAAAAGGCAGCAAAACGACAAAGUUUCAGUCACCACAUCAACGCAUUCGAACGGACGACGAUUCUGCUGGAUCACUCAAGAAGACAUCAUACAGUUUCUCCUCGGAACCAUCGCCGCGUUCUCUCCUCUGCCGGCGAUGUCAAUCUCCGAUCUCGGCAUCGUCAACAGCACGCACGCAAUCCUCGCCGUUGAUUACCACUCCUCCCCCUCCGCCGUCAUCUCGGCCAUAUCCAGCGCUCUCGUCGACCAAACCUCUGUUGCAGUGGUCGACGGAGAAGGAGACGACUCUUUUACGUCCUUGAUCGGAGAGAUCUCUCCGAUGACACUAACUUGCUGCGACGAGACAGCUGCCGCGGCGGUGGCAACGCUCCCCGCAGGAGACCUGAUGGCGUACAUAGACGGAGCAAAUCCACCGGAGAGUCUUGUCCAGAUCGUUAGGAAUCGUUUGGAGGACAAAGGACUGAUGGGUUUGCUUUCGCUUUUCGAUUCUGUCUCACCUUCGUCGCCGUCGUCAGGUUAUUCGUCGGAUGAAGAGUCUCCGACGAGGACGACCUCGUUUGGGAGGUCGAUGAGUAGCUCAGCGAGAAUGGCGAGGAGGUCGGAGGCAAUAGUGUGUAAUCCAAAGAGCUCGUUAAUGGCAGUGAUGAUUCAAGCGAUUGCUCAUCGAGUGAACUACGCGUGGGUGGUCGAAAAAGAUGGUAGUUUCGUUGGCAUGGUUACUUUUGUUGAUAUCUUAAAAGUUUUUAGGAAAUUUUUCGAGAAUAACAUGUGAAAUAUUUUUGUAAUAUUCGUUUUGUGUUUUGUUAAUUUGCUGUACAACCCAUCAAAAACAAAAGUGUUGUUAGGGUUUGUUUGUUGUUUGGUUUUUUUGGGGUGAGAUGAGCCGGUUGGAGUUUGUGAGUAACUAAAAAUUGUAUGAAAACGUUUUGGGUAAGAGUUUUAUUAGUCUUUCAAUA
This is a messenger RNA of Camelina sativa (false flax), 1537 nucleotides long. NCBI's taxonomy places the organism in Eukaryota, Viridiplantae, Streptophyta, Magnoliopsida, Brassicales, Brassicaceae. The record is from RefSeq and is a predicted model, not a curated record.